Molecule: messenger RNA, 522 nt
Organism: Botrytis deweyae
Lineage: Eukaryota; Fungi; Ascomycota; Leotiomycetes; Helotiales; Sclerotiniaceae
Exons: 1
Coding region: 1-522 (173 amino acids)
Source: RefSeq, a predicted model, not a curated record
AUGUGUCGCAAUCAAACGCCACGUUACUGGUGCUGUCAUAUCCCCGGCAGAAUUGACGGCAUUGACCCAAGCGAUCGAAUCAUUCCUGAUACCCCAACACCAGCUCCAGAUUGCAAUGGAAAGGGUUCGUCCGGUCCCUCAUACCGCGAACGCAAGCGCAAAUAUUUUCAGCAAAAACAAUUGUGUCCGGAUUGCACCAAUAAGAUCAAUCGAUACCCUCCAGUAAAAAAAGAACUCAAGACCUGGAGCAAAGAAAUUUUCUAUCAAAAAGUUACCAGCGAAGUUGUGGACUUCUUGAAUGAUAGAAGGAGGGAUAAUGGUGAACUGGCAUUGAUGGAUAGUGAAAACCUUCAAAUUCGGGACAGUGUAGAGAGACAUUUUUAUAUUGCGAUUGAGCAGCCAUAUUAUGCAGACUUGUUUGCCUUCCAGUUCGAAUACUUCAGGAAUGAUGAAUUUCUUCGGGAGGUCAAGCGGAGAGUUUUUUCGGAGAAAGAGAAUCAAAUUGCUGGGAAGGACGUUUAG